Messenger RNA from Ostrinia furnacalis (Asian corn borer), 5835 nucleotides. RefSeq lists its product as uncharacterized. Lineage: Eukaryota; Metazoa; Arthropoda; Insecta; Lepidoptera; Crambidae. The transcript has a single exon. Bases 30 to 1085 code for a protein of 351 amino acids. The record is from RefSeq and is a predicted model, not a curated record.
CUCUCUUUCUUACUACGUGCGCCCACAAAAUGAAGACUUGCUCGGCGUGUAAUUUAGACGUAAACAAUGAGGACUACAUUGAAUGCUCGAAAUGCGACGGAGUUUAUCACCUCUUGUGUCUCAAUAUGCAGCAAGGUCUUACUCCAGAUGCGACCACGAAGUGGCUGUGCCCACUAUGCAUGAGUAAACAACCGAAAGUCGACAAUUCUGCACAUCCUGCACGCCCGUCUACACCUACGGCGCAGGCUGAGAUUUCGUUCAACGUCACUCGACGCAAAGCACCAGGCAAGUCGGAGUUAAGUGUUCCAACAAACAAAGAUGACUACAUACGACGGUCCGAGCUCAGAGAACUGCUGCGCGAAGAAAUGCUAAACCUCAUGAAGACAAAUAAUGCUGAACUAAGGUCCACCCUCAGCACAUUUUCUGAGAGAAUUACUAACCUCAAUACGUCAAUCGAGUUUAUGAGUGAUAAGUUUGACAAAAUGACCGAGGGACUUCAGCAACAACAACAAGAAAUAAUCACUCUAAAGAAAGAAAAUGCUUGUCUACGCACAGAAGUGAACAGUCUCAGCGGUAAAUUACAGCAAUUGGACCAACUAUCGCGCGCCUCGACCUUAGAAAUACAAUGUGUUCCUGACAAAAAAACUGAGAAUGUUCUGCAAAUUGUCAAACAGCUGGGGCGCACCGUUAACUGCACUAUUAAUGACCAAGACAUACACUACUGCUCUCGGAUAGCCAAGAUUAACCCCAACAGCACUAGACCACGCUCAAUUAUUGCUAAACUCAGUUCACCUAGACUGCGUGACACCGUGUUGUCUGCGGUCUCACGAUACAACAAGGAAAACCCGCAGAACAAGCUAAGCACAGCGGAUUUUGGCUUCAACCCCGAGAAUAAGACACCUGUUUUUGUUUUGGAAAGCCUGUCCUACGAGAAUAAGCAACUUCAUGCCGCUGCCAGGCAACGCGGCAAGGAGUUAAACUUCAAGUUUGUGUGGGUUCGUGCGGGAAGAAUCUAUAUGAGAAAAAACGAAACAAGUGAAGCUAUCUUUAUCCGUAACGCCUCUGCACUUGAUAAAAUACAGUGACUCUUGCUAACUAUUGUUUCUCGGUGGUUACUUAUUUCUUGCCAUUGUUGUCAUAAUAUAAAGGAAUUACAUUUGAAUGGUACAGUAUAUUAUUAUGUGUGCUGUAAUUUACUGAGUGCUAUCUUUGCUAAAUACAGGCCUAAGGGAUGCUGUCAUGUAAUGUAUUAUGGUAACAAUUUAACUACAUUUUUUGCAAAAUACUCAAUGAAUAGUUCAUUCGUGUGUAAAAUGUGUUAUCUUAGUCGCAUUGCAUAUAUUCAUUAUACGGAUGUGCAUAUUUAUCUGGAUAGUUGUCAUGUGAGGAAGGAAUUAUAUUUAUAUGGUGUAGUAUAUUAUGUGUGCUGUAAUUUACAGAGUGCUAUCUUUGCUAAAUACAGGCCUAAGGGACGCUGUCGUGUAAUGUAUUCUGGCAACAAUUUAACUAUAUUUUUUGCACAAUACUCAAUAUUUGAUAGUUCAUUCGAAUGUAAAAUUUGUUAUCUUGGUCACAUUGUAUAUAUUCAUUAUGCGGAUGUGCAUAUUUGUUUGGAUAUUUGCCAUAUUUGUCAUAUGAAAAAGGAAUUAUAUUUAUUUGGUGCAAUAUUUUAUGUGUGCUGUAAUUUACAGAGUGCUAUCUCUGCUAAAUGCAGGCCUAAGGGAUGUUGUUGUGUGUUGUAUUCUGGUAUAAACUUAACUAUAUUUUUUGCACAAUACUCAAUAUUUGUGAGUUCAUUCGAAUGUAAAAUAAGUUAUCUUACUCACAUUACAGAUAUUAAUAUUGUGUCCCACACUGUUUUGGUGCUACAGCUGGGCUCUUAUUACAAUUAUUAUUACUAUGGAGCGAACGGGACGGCUGUAAUUGUGAUGGACAGGUUAGUAACGACGGGCGUAUACUUAAACUUAAUUCGCAAUGGGCUGUCGCUUGCAUUUUUAUUUGAUUUGGUGUGUGAGUCAUUCUGUCAAACUAAGUCAACCAUGACAAUACACAUGAGUAGCCGGCCAGCUUAUUAUUCACUUGAUGGUGUUUAUGCGUCUCCUAAAACCAAACCAUACCUAUGCGAGACGGUAACCGCGCACAAACAUGGUCUUCUCACGGCAAUGCUAUACAGUCUUUUUUUUAUACAAAAAACUGAACAUAGCAUAUUACCACAUACUCGUUAUAGUUACAUACACAAUACUAUCUCACACGGGUACAUACAUGAACGCGUUUGUAUGAAGGUAGGUUAUGGCUCGAUUAAUCAGUGCGUUUCACUACCAAUGGCCACUGUUUGUGAUGUGUGUAUUUUCUUUUACUAUUCUUACCAAAAUAUAAUUUAUUGCAUACCUGGGGUAGGCGUCUUACUAAUGGUAAAUAUUGCUGACUACAGCCCUGUUUUAUUGACGGGCCGCCGUGGCACCGUUUUUCAAUUUCACAUUCUUAUUUUAAAGUAUAAUCAGUGUAGUCUGUUCAUAGGGUUUGACCACUUACACUCAACGUGAAUAAAUCCGCGGAUAAUCUAACAAUUUUUUAUCAAAAUGUGCGAGGUCUCAGGACCAAGUGUUUGGAAAUAUAUAAUAGUAUCUCUUGCAGUGAUUAUGAUAUCUUGUUAUUCACUGAGACUUGGCUUCAGGACGAUAUCCUUAGCGCCGAGCUCUGCGAUACCAGGUACGACGUUUUUCGAGCGGAUCGUGAUCUGUCUCAAACAAAUAAAAGGUCAGGAGGCGGUGUCAUGACUUGCAUAAAGAGUAAUCUCAGUCCUCAAGUCGUUAACAAUUUUUCUUCUAAAACUUACACAGAGUUACAAUGUGUCACCGUGCCCGCGCGCACCCUUGGUACAAAUAGCAAUUUACACAUAAUUCUAGUGUACCUACCGCCCGAUUAUUCAAAUAUCCCAGCACAGUUAGACGAAAUUAAGUCAUUUCUUAUGCAACUAACCCAGGAGCAUCCUAGUGACACAUAUCUAUUAACGGGAGACUUCAACUUGCCUUGCUUUGAGUGGCGUAAUGGCCAUCCAAUGUUACUUAAUAAUGUUGUUUCGGGUUUGCAGGACGCGGCAUCUGAGUUUGUUGGAACUAUGAACUACCUGGGCUUUAGGCAAUUUAAUUACAUUCCCAACGACAGGGGACGCUGUCUCGACAUGGUGUUUUGUACAUUGAACUCUGUGGUUGCUAGGGCAACGUCUCUUUUGAGCAUUGAGGAUAGACACCACCCACCGCUGCACGUUUGCAUCACAGAUUUGUUUAUCACACCUUUUCAAGAACAAUCGACAUCGCGCCGCAAUUUCCACACUUGUGACUAUCCAGCCAUAAUCAACUACCUAAAUAAGGUAGACUGGGAUAAUUUGUUUAGUAAUGCAACGAUUGAUGAGGCCUUGGAAAAGUUUUACAAAAUAAUAUACGAAUGUUUUGACAAUUACAUCCCUUCGAUAAAAGUAAAUGGUCUCAAAAGCAAAUAUCCUCCCUGGUAUAAUAUAGCUUUAAUUAAAAUCAUACGCGAAAAGGGUAAAAUUCAUAAAAAAUGGAAACGCUAUGGGAACCCACGUGAUUACGACACAUUUGUUAUGCUACGCAGCCGUGAACGCACAGUACAACGAGAAUGCUAUAAUAGUUACUUAAAAGCCACUGAAAACAAUAUUAGGAUCAACCCGAAAGCUUUUUGGUCGUUUGUUAAAUCCAGAAGAGGCGGCUCUCAGUAUCCGAAGCAGUUCACUUACUUAGGAGAUACACUCGUGGAUGGUUCCGACAUUUGCAAUGGCUUCAACGACUUUUUCCAAAAAAUGUUUUCUAAUGGCUCGUCGAAUGAUGUAGAUCUAAUAGAUAGCGUUGAGCGGGACACCGUCACAGAUGUGAUAGCUACUACGAGCGUCUCACCAGACAAACUUAAAAUCAUGCUUCAAACUCUUGACGUGAGCAAGGGGGCUGGCUGUGAUGGUGUUCCGCCGGUGUUUCUUCGUCGUUGCGCUGAUGUUCUGUGCUAUCCCGUAUAUUUACUGUUUCAAUUAUCAUUAUGCAGCGGGGUUUUUCCAACUAUCUGGAAAAAAGCCCACAUUGUUCCGAUCCACAAAAAAUCUUCAAAAUUAGAAAUUAUUAAUUAUAGGCCCAUCUCAAUUUUAAAUACACUAAGUAAACUCCUUGAAAGAAUUGUAUACAACAGUAUUUACUCUACAGUUACAAGUGGUAUAUCACACCAUCAGCAUGGUUUCUUGAGGCGUAAAUCUACCACCUCAAAUCUGGCUGAAUUCUGCAGCUAUGUGCUGAGCGGUAUGGAGAGCGCCGGUCAGGUUGACGUGAUCUACACCGAUUUUGAAAAAGCUUUCGAUCGGGUGGAUCACGUCAUCCUACUCAGCAAACUAUUCGAAUUAGGAAUCCGUGGGGAUUUGCUCAGGUGGGUUAAAUCUUACCUAACGAACAGGUCUCAAGCAGUUGUGGUGGGUGGUUUUAAGUCUGACUUUGUUCAGGUUCCAUCCGGUGUACCGCAGGGUUCGCAUCUUGGCCCUUUAUUUUACUGUGCGUAUGUGUACGACAUUAAUAAGUGUUUUCAAAAUUCCAAUCACCUACUUUACGCUGACGAUAAAAAGGUUUUUACGAGGGUAUCGUCAAUUAAUGACUGCAUACAGAUGCAAAGCGAUUUGAAUAGACUACAGGAAUACUAUAAUGAUAAUAAAAUCACAGUCAACAUCAGCAAGUGCCAAUGCAUUAGCUUCAGCCGUAAAAAGGAAACUUUGACAUACCCAUACAGCUUUAAUGACAUGAUAAUAGAGAGAACUUCCGUUGUUAGAGACUUGGGCAUUUAUCUUGACUCAAAAAUGUUGUUCAAACAGCACAUAGAUUACAUAGUUAAUAAAGCUUUCCGUAAUCUGGGCUUCACAAUGCGAAUUUGUAAGGCGUUUAAAAACCCUCAAAGUUUGAAAUCUGUAUAUUACGCAUACUGUCGUAGCAUCUUGGAAUACGCUAGUCCCAUCUGGUCUCCUCAAUACGCUAAAUAUAAAACUAGUCUUGAAAAAGUUCAGAAAUUGUUCGUUAACCACCUAAACUUUAAGCAAUCACGGCGUCGCGAGGGCUAUGUAAAAGACUGUGGCCAUUUCAAUCUAUUACCUCUUGAAUCUCGACGCGACAUUAUUGACAUGUGCCUACUGUACGACAUUCUGCGAGGCAAUCUAGACUCACCCAAUCUUCUAUCGAUGAUCAGCUUCUGUACACCUAAAUUUCGGACUAGACACACCCCGCUGUUGGCCAUACCCAAGCAUCGUACCAACUAUGCCCAGAACAGUGUUAUGACUCGUUUGCAUAAAACAUACAACUCUAAGUAUAAACACAUUGAUUUCUUUAAUGUGAGUAAGAGUACACUGAAGAAGGAAAUGAGACAUAUUAUUUUACAAGUUAAUGCGCCGGGUUCCUAGAAAUCCUAAUAUACCUAUCUAUGUGUUCUGACCACACGGUGCAUCUUAUACCUACCUAACUCAGUGAUCACGUUAUUGUGGGAUAUAAAUAUAUAUAACUAGGGACAUUUAAGGUCUGCCUAAUUAAUAUUUAAUUGUUUUGAUGUCUUAAGGGUUGUAAUAAUUUACCCAAAUUUACUUAUAUUUAAAUUUAAUUACACUAAGAUUGUAUAACCUGAGCGCUGCAUGUUCAAUCAUGAUUAUUAUUUUUAGGCAUGGUUGAGGAUGCAGCGCUUAUUGGUACUCAUUACCUGAUAAAAUGUAAUAAUGUACGAACUAAUUUAAACAGCUAGGAAACUCUUUAAUUGGCUUAGAUUUAAUGCUCAUCAAACUAACAUGAAUAUUGUAAAACA